AUGGGACGACACGAUCAACUGCUUCAAUACGUCGUCGUCUCGCUCGUCGCCCUGGCGGCCGUCCUCGGCCGGGACCUCCGCCCCUCCGACCACGGCCUGGCCUACCAGGAAGCCUCGCCGUUGCCGCCGCCGGAAGACGGCGACGAGCGGGAAAUGCGGUCGUUCUUCGGCGGGACGGCGUCUCCGUCCGUCGAGCUGCCGGAGGCGAAGAACAUCAGCGACACGUGGUGGAGCGAACGCGGCGGAUCCGGUGCCGGCGCAGCGCGGGACGCCGGGAGGGACCGCGUGCGGCUGGGCCUGGUCGUGGCGAGUGGGGUCUGCGGGCUGACCGGCGUUUUGCUGAUGGUGGUCUCCGGCGUGGUUUUCAUGUCCCGGCUCCACAAGAAGAAGGUGAAGGCGGCCGGAGAACUGUCCACGUCAGCAGCGGGGAAUAGUGGUUAG
Molecule: messenger RNA, 441 nt
Organism: Striga asiatica
Lineage: Eukaryota; Viridiplantae; Streptophyta; Magnoliopsida; Lamiales; Orobanchaceae
Source: the annotation of a GenBank genome assembly